CACAUGGAUUACUACCCCCUUCUUCUGCUGUGGACCUGCAGCCUCCUGCCAGAUCUUCAGCUCUGCUUCAACUUCAACACAAAGAAGGUCAAGCUCCUCUCCGGGUCCAAAGAAACCCAGUUUGGCUACACCGUCCAGCAGCACGAGGCAGGAGGACGCAAGUGGCUGCUGGUCGGAGCUCCAUUUGAGUCAACAGGGAAGCAGGAGACUGGCGAUGUGUACAGGUGCCCGCUGGACACCAGCGACUCCACCAACUGCACCAGACUGAACCUGGGGAAGGUUUCUCUGGACAAUGUGUCUGAGCGGAAAGACAAGAUGAGGCUGGGAAUGACGCUCGCCUCCAACCCGAGAGACAACAGCUUCGUGGCUUGCGGUCCACUGUGGUCUCAUGAGUGCGGAAGCUCCUUCUACAGUACCGGGAUCUGUUCCAGGGUCAGCCGAAACUUCCGGUUUUCCCACACCAUCGCUCCCGCCCUGCAGAGAUGCGAGACGUUCAUGGACAUCGUGAUCGUUCUGGACGGCUCCAACUCCAUCUAUCCCUGGUACGAGGUGCAGGACUUCCUCAUCAACAUUCUGCACAAGUUUUACGUCGGCCCGGGUCAGACGCAGGUGGGGGUGGUGCAGUAUGGCUCCAGGGUGGUGCACGAGUUCGGCCUGGGUGAGUACCACACGGUGGAGGAGGUGGUUGAGGCUGCCAGGAACAUCGAGCAGCGAGGCGGCGAGGAGACGAGGACGGCGCUGGGCAUCAACGUGGCUCGCUCAGAGGCGUUCCAGCGCGGCGGGCGGCCCGGAGCCAAGAAGGUGAUGAUCGUGAUCACAGACGGAGAGUCCCACGACAGCCCGGACCUGGUGCAGGCCGUCGCCGACAGCGAGCGAGACAACGUCACCAUGUACGCCAUCGCUGUGCUAGGCUACUACAACCGCCGUGGAAUAAACCCUGAGGCUUUCCUGAAGGAGAUCAAGUUCAUCGCCAGCGACCCGGACGAGGAGCACUUCUUCAACGUGACGGACGAGUCGGCUCUGAAGGACAUCGUGGACGCGCUCGGGGAGAGGAUCUUCUCUCUGGAAGGAACCAGCAGUCAGGGCCGAGGGUUCGGCCUGCAGAUGGCUCAGGCCGGUUUCUCCUCUCAUAUAGUCAAGGACGGCGUUCUGGUCGGGGCGGUGGGUGCCUACGACUGGAACGGCGCCGUGCUGAAAGAGACCCGACACGGGAAGGUCGUCCCGCCGAAGUCCUCCUAUCAGGACGAGUUUCCAGAGGAGCUGAAGAACCACGGAGCCUAUCUGGGUUACUCGGUGAGCUCGGUGGUUUCGUCCGGCGGCCGCCAGCUCUACGUGGCCGGAGCGCCGAGGUUCAACCACACGGGGAAGGUCAUCAUCUUCACCCUGAAGAACAACGGGAACCUGACCAUCCUGCACUCUCUGCUGGGACAGCAGAUCGGGUCAUAUUUCGGCAGUGAAUUGUCCUCGAUGGACGUAGACGGCGAUGAGCAGACCGACAUCCUCCUGGUGGCGGCGCCCAUGUUCUACAGCCACGGCUGGGAGCGAGGGAAGGUCUACAUCUACACCGUCACGCCGCAGGGCUCCUUCGUCCUGCAGGGGGCGCUGCAGGUUUCCGACCGCUCUCAGAACUCGCGGCUGGGCUCGGCGUUGGCCCAGAUCCCCGACAUGAACGGGGACGGGUUCAGGGAGCUGGUGGUGGGAGCGCCGCUGGAGGACAACCACCAGGGGGCGAUCUACGUCUUCUUCGGCCAAAACAAGACCAUCCAGCAGCAAUACAGACAGAGGCUUUCUGCAGCUGGUCUGUCUCCAGGUCUGCAGUAUUUUGGUCGGAGUCUUCACGGUGUUCUGGAUGUCAACGCAGACGGUCUGGUGGACCUGGCAGUGGGAGCACUGGGAGCUGUGGCCAUUGUCUGGUCUCGCAGUGUGGUGCGGAUUCACGCCACGCUGACCUUUGAACCCGAGAAGGUCAACAUCUUCAACAAGGACUGCCGGCGAGGGGGAAAGGAGGUCACCUGCAUGUCUGUUACCGUGUGCCUCAGCAUCGAGGCCCGGACGGACGCCAGGAUGGACCCCAGGACGGACAUCGGUGUGUGGUACAGCCUGGUGCUGGACGAGAGGCGUUUUCCUCCCAGAGCAGUUGUGGAUGAGUCCCACAGACAGCAGCCCAGGACCCUGUCUGUGCAGCCUGGAGCGCAGCGCUGCGAGCACCUCGGCUUCUCCGUCCAGGAGACGACAGAUUAUGGACGUCCCAUCACGGUUGUCAUGGAGACGGGGUUGCAGGACCCAGAUGAGGGUCCAGUUUUAGAUCCGGACUGGCCGAGCACCCAAAGGACCGAGCUUCCCUUCUGGAACGGCUGCGAACAAGAAGAGAUCUGCGUUCCCGACCUCAUCCUCCACAGUCACACCGACCUCAUGGACGUGAAGCAGUUCUGCAGCUCACGGGAGGGAGCGGCCUGGUCUCUCUGCCACCAGCAGGGGGCGUCGCAGAGCUCCGGGUACGUGGUGGAGACUGGGCGGAGGAGGAUGGUGGUGUUCGCUCGCCUGGAGAACCAGGGAGAGAACGCGUACGGAGCCACCAUCAACAUCUCCAACUCCCCCAACCUGCUCUUCUCCAGCCUCAUCGUCAAGGACCAAUCAGAUAUUCAGAUUGAGUGCCACUCCCAGGACCGACUGGCCAAUCAGAGGAGCUGCAACAUCAGCGCCCCGUUCAUGAAAUCCCUGUCUCAGGUGUCUUUCCGCCUCGAGUUCGAGCUCAGCCGCUCGGUCUUCCUGGACCACGUGCGCGUCGUCAUGGAGACCAGCAGUGAGGGAGAUGACGGAUACCCAGAGGACAACAUCAACGACAUCUCCCUGCCGCUGAAGUACCAGGCUGACCUCGUCUUCACAAGAGAUCCCCACCCUCCUCGCUUUGAGAUCAGAGCGGACUCGUCCUCGUCUUCGUUCUGGGACCAGUCAGGCAGCAGCGGGCCGAACUUCAACCUCACCUAUUAUAUCCAGAACCUGGGUGUCUUCUCGGUGCCGGACGUCCAGUUCCGGGCCGAUAUCUGGGCCGUGACCCGGCGGGAUAACCAGCUAGUUGCCAUUACAGACUUCAGCAUCGACCAGCAGUCGGCCGGAUCUCACUGCACCCUGCCUCGCCUCAGAGCAGCCAAUCAGAUCACAGACGAAGACCUGACUCAUUUCUCUCAGCUGAACCACAGUAACAGCGUCAGCAUGGCGGUGCGGUGCAGACUGACGCUGCCGGCCUCCAGGGAGGUGAAGGUGACGCUCGGAGGAAAGCUCCAGCUGCCGGCUCUGCUCGCUGUGAAGUUCAGGUCUCUGGAGCUGCUGAGCGCCGCCUCCAUCCAGCUGGAGGCGAGCAGCCCCAUGUUCCUGCAGGAGGACAAGCCAGUCAGACAGAUAAUCCUGGAGCUGAGGCGGGAGGAGGAUUACAGCGUCCCGGUCUGGAUUAUACUGGGGAGCUCUCUGGGAGGCCUGCUGCUGCUGGCCUUACUGGUCCUGGCUCUGUGGAAGCUCGGCUUUUUCAACCGGCGGAGGAAACAGGAAGAGGAGGAGCAGCCGGUGGCCAAUGGGAAGGCAGCAGAGGAGCUAUAA
Messenger RNA from Myripristis murdjan (pinecone soldierfish), 3594 nucleotides. RefSeq names its product integrin, alpha 11b (gene itga11b). The record is from RefSeq and is a predicted model, not a curated record. Gene Ontology annotation, molecular function: integrin binding. The transcript is spliced from 30 exons. Lineage: Eukaryota; Metazoa; Chordata; Actinopteri; Holocentriformes; Holocentridae. Gene Ontology annotation, cellular component: integrin complex; external side of plasma membrane. Gene Ontology annotation, biological process: cell-matrix adhesion; cell-cell adhesion; cell adhesion mediated by integrin. Bases 4 to 3594 code for a protein of 1196 amino acids.